UUGGCUUGCUCUACGAAUUAACAGAUGUGCUUGGCUUGAAGAAGCAUACAUUUCUUGAUGGGAAGAAAACUCUUGUUUAGUUUCUCACUUUUGUUCUUAUGUAUGGUGUUUUCAGUCAGUUUGGAUCAGAUACUCGCCAGGAAGAAUGUCGGUUCUCAAGCGUCUUCCAGUAAAGAAGCGGUUGUACGGAAUGGUCAAAAGACUAGUGGAGAGGUGAAACCAGUCCAGAAUUUCACAACGAUACCCAUUGCCCAGACUCCCAGCUACAAUCUGAGUAACAAACACUGGAGUACAUUCAGCCAUCACAACCCUGUUAAGUUCUCCAGAGAUGGGAGUCCCUGCAUCCUCUUCUGGACUAAAAGAAUCACAGUUAAAUUUAAGAAUCAGACGUGGCUGGACCUCACAGAUGAAGCACUUGGUCAAAACACCACAGUGGACACUAGCCAUUCUAACUGCAGCGAGGAAAGCGCCACGUUGUCUUUAAAGUUUGGUGAUGCUGAAGAUCCCAAGGAUAUUGACAUAAGGUUCACCCUAACCAAUUACAACAAGCUGGCCAGCCAGAGUUGGUUUAGUUUACACCGCGUCGAGAUAAUCUUCAACAAUUCGGUGCAAGCAACUUUUAAUGCAACCGGCAUCUAUGCUCUGUCGUCUUUCUCGUACCGCUGCCAACGGGUCAGCAGCCUGCGGCGCAAUGACGCCCUACUGUUGCUUAGCAGCUCAGAUGAUGUGACAAGCCUGUGGGAGGUCACGUUUAUUGAUUUCCAGAUCCAAGGCUUCUCCAUCACGGGGGCACAGUUUGCUCAGGCCCGAGACUGCAGCUCUUCCUUCUCACCUGCUGUUCUGAUCGGCCUGGCCAUGUCUCUGAUUCUGUUGCUGGUGCUGGCCUAUGCUCUGCAUAUGCUCAUCUACCUGCGCUAUCUGGACCGCCACUACGAGUUCAUCACGUCUCCUGCCCACUUCCCGUCUCUGAGAGUGCCGGAUACAGGGGAGGAGAAGGAACUGCUGGGGAGCCAGGGAGCUGAAUGCUAUGAGCUAAGGAACCAGCAGAUCGGCAAAAUCUAUAUAUAACAGCACUUCUAUAUUUGUCGGCACUAGUCUCUGUUUCCUCACCAAGGUCAAACCAUCUCUCAAAGACAUUGUUCUCUCUUGUGGUGUCUGUCUUGUGACUUGUUUGAUUAAAAAAAGA
Molecule: messenger RNA, 1186 nt
Organism: Apodemus sylvaticus (European woodmouse)
Lineage: Eukaryota; Metazoa; Chordata; Mammalia; Rodentia; Muridae
Product: V-type proton ATPase subunit S1-like protein
Exons: 7
Coding region: 58-1068 (336 amino acids)
Cellular component (GO): proton-transporting V-type ATPase complex
Source: RefSeq, a predicted model, not a curated record